This is a messenger RNA of Cyprinus carpio (common carp), 4482 nucleotides long. Its product is annotated as histone deacetylase 7-like. The coding region runs from base 942 to 2870 and encodes 642 amino acids. NCBI's taxonomy places the organism in Eukaryota, Metazoa, Chordata, Actinopteri, Cypriniformes, Cyprinidae. The record is from RefSeq and is a predicted model, not a curated record. Gene Ontology annotation, molecular function: histone deacetylase activity. Gene Ontology annotation, biological process: chromatin organization. The transcript is spliced from 18 exons. Gene Ontology annotation, cellular component: histone deacetylase complex.
CUCAGCAAAAUCACACCUUUGGAGUUCGCUUUAGUGCAGGGCUGGUGUUAUAUGCAAGUGCUUUGAAUCUAGAUUUGUGUAGUUCUGCUUUUCAUUGUGUAAUGUGGACAGCCAGAGAGUGCAAAUGCCAUGUUAUCUGUCUUUUUCAGAUGAGAAUUUGAUGCCUGGAAACAUAUGAGAGAUAGAAAAGCUAUGCAGACAUGACAGAUGUCUGAACUUCAGCACAGGAAGCAGGAGAGAGGGAGGGAGAGCACACAAGAGGGAAAACAGCCAUUUAAACAGCCUUUGAAUAUAAAGAAGAGUGAACAGAGUACUCUCAUUACUCUCAUGUUUUUUUUUUUUUAAACAAACGUUCAUUUAUUGUAUACCAGUGUCAAAAAUUUUCAAUUUUUUUUCAAAUUUGAAUAUUUUCAAAUUUUCAAAACUUUUUUUUUUUAAUUAAGGGGUGAUGUGUGUGUGUGUGUGUGUAUAUAUAUAUCCAUUUAUCUCAAAAACUAAUUAAAUUGUAACUGAAAUUCUCACUAUAAUGUCUGAACCCAUUUUUCACCAAGCCUUGGUUAAUUUCUGACCCUCUUGUAUUCUGUUAUUUCAUAUGGUGUUUCUAAAAACUCCGUCUGGACUGGUUUGAUGGAUAAUUGUUGUGACUGGCAGGUGCAGGUGCAAGUGCCAGUGACUGGGUGAAACGAAAGCUAAAUCAGCAUAUUCGCAAUAAACACAGGAAAUCAGGUCAGGAUCCCACCAAAGUUUGUGCAUCCAACAUACCUGAAUCUCAUUAUUUUGAGGAGGACAAUCCAUUAAGAAGAACAGGUGACAAAUCUACACGUUCGCACUAAUCCUCAGAGCCAAUUCUGAAGCUGCGACCAAAGAGAAUUGCAUCAGGAAGACAGAACCCACUGCAGCGUAAAACCACUGCGCCCCCUGCUGUCAGAGCAUUUGACUCUAUGGGGGGGUCUUCCAGUUCUACUUCAGUAUCCAUAGGAAGUUCAUUACCAGAUAAACAGAUGAGCCGUCAAGAGCCACAGACCUAUAGCACAUCAGCGUCACACGAGGAUGAAUCUCCUCUACACAUCGGCAUUCAGAACCCCAUGCUCUGGAAUAGAAAUGCACAGCCCGUAUUUACCUUGCCUCCACCUGUUGUCGCAGCUCCUUGGCAGUGGACAGUGAUGUCUCAUAGGCCUUUGAGCAGAUCCCAGUCGGCACCUUCUUUUAUCCAGCACAUCCACACUCAGACUGUUACGAUUACACACCAACAGCAAUGGCCACAGGAGACAUUACAGCAGCACACUGAGACAAAUGCUCAUUUGCAAGCAAACACACAGUGCUCUUGUGCACAGGCUCAUUGUAAGGUCCCUUUUCGCAUGGUGCGGCCCACGUCUUCUGUAGUGCUGAGAAGAGACAGAGGGAGAGCAAGAAAGGACUUACACAUGCGGUCCCAAUCGCUGCAUGAAAAGUGUCUCAGUAAUCAUCGGGGAGUACUGCACAACAGUGAAUGCUGUGAUGAACAACACAGAGUGUAUCACCGGAACCUUGCACGUGAGCAUUCCACUCCAGACACCUUUAACAGAAGACAUUUUUCCUCACCUCUAGCCCUGGAUGUCAGGAGAAAACAAAACUAUACCACAGGUUUGGUGUUGGAUUAUAAGAUGCUGCAACAUGAGUGUAACUGUGGAGAUGUGACCAGCUGUAAUACUGGGUAUACUGGCAGAAUUGCGAGUAUCUGGUCAAGAUUGCAGCACUGUGGCCUCAAGAGUCAGUGUAAGUGGGUUAAAGGCAGGCCAGCCACGUUUGAGGAACUACUGUCAGUCCAUUCAGAACAGCUUCUUUGUUCAUACUCUGGGUUCUCAGAAAGUUCAUCUUCCAUACCAUAUCGAAGUCAAACAUAUUUUGAUACAGUAUUGAAUAGUUCCAGCAGUGCAGCAAUAAUGAAGAUGUCAGUGGGCAGUGUGAUUGAGCUGGCUUUCCGUGUGGCUGAAGGAGAGCUAAGGAAUGGGUUUGCUGUAGUCACACCUCCAGGACACCAUGUAUCACAUUCUCAAACAUUUGGUUUCGGUAUCUUUAAUUCUGUGGCCAUUGCUGCUAAACAGCUUCAGGAGCGAUCAAACAUUAAAAAGAUCCUUAUAGUAGAUUGGGAUGUUCAUCAUGGUUAUGGAACUGAGGAGAUAUUCUACACAGAUCCUAGUGUCCUCUAUAUAUCCCUGCAUCGCUCUGACAAUGGUUCUUUCUUCCGUGGAAGUGGACAACCCACCAGGGUAGGAUCUGAUGGAGGGGAAGGCUUUAAUGUAAAUGUGGCGUGGUCAGGAGGCCUGAGUCCUCCAAUGGAAGAUGCAGAAUACCUAGCUGCAUUCAGAACGGUUGUUAUGCCAAUUGCUCAUGAGUUUUCCCCAGAUGUGGUCCUGGUUUCAGCUGGUUUUGAUGCUACAGAGGGCCAUCCAGAGGAUCUGGGUGGAUAUAGAGUCUCAGCAGAAUGUUUUGGAUUCUUGACCCGGAAAUUAAUGGAGUUGGCUGAAGGUCGAGUGAUGAUGGUGUUAGAGGGAGGUCAUAACCUCAUAACCCUCUGCGAUGCGUUGCAAGCCUGUGUCAGUGCUCUCGUGGGAAAUGAGCCUGAGCCUUUAGAUGAGAAGGAAUUAGUGAGAGAACCCUGUGUCAAUGCAGUCGAGUCUCUGAAGACAGUUCUACAUGUUCAGAGCAGGUACUGGCAUUCAGUGAGGUCUAUGGUAGACACUGUGUCUCUGUCCUACGUGAAUGCGGAGAGGAGAUACUCAGCAGGCAGGGAAGCUGCUUUAGUCCUGGAUGGCCUCCAUAUGACUGCUCCAAGAAGUAGCUGUUUCCUAAGUGAGCCAAUGGAGCAUGAUGAAGCUGAAUCGAUGUAGAAGCCAGUCUGUCUGUUUUUUUGAAAGACUUUAAUCCUCUCCAAGCAGAAGUCGGACAUCCAGGGCUGGUAACAGACUGAAGCUACUAUGACAUUACUAUGGUGGCUGCAGUCUUGUGUGAGAAAGGAGACAAUCCUAAGGAACUAGGCUGUCAAUCUCAUGCGAUUGAUUUUAAUGCUUAGUCAUUUGUUUGAUGACAAGAUUUUGCAAUUAUAGCUUGCUCAUGAAGCCUCUGGGCAAUGUCAAAUAAGGAUACGCAGACAGGAAGUGAAAAUAUAAUUAAAUUAAGUCAUUUUUUUAUCAUUCAGCAAGGAUGCAUUGCUUUCGUACUUUCUAUUCAUCAAUGAAUGAAAGAACAUGUUUUCAGCAUUGACAACUGUUUCUUGAACACCAAAUCUGCAUAAUGACCGCUGAAAAUGUAGCUUUGCCAUCACAGGAAUAAAUUACAUUUUUAAAAACAUAUUCAUAGAAAAGUUAUUUAAAAUUGUAAUAUUUCACAAUAUUACUGUUUUUGUAUUUUUGCUAAAUGCAGCCUUGAUGUGCAUGAGACUUCUUUCAAAAACAUGGAAAAUUUGCACCAACCCCAAACGUUUGAAGAGUAGUUUAUUAAAUUGUUACUGUUUAAAUGUGGAAUGAUAAAUGACCAGUUUUGGGCAUCUGUUAGUUUUACAUUCAAAUCUUUUAAAUGAUCAGUAGUCCUUGAUACCUUUAAAAUGGUCUUGAUGAUUUAAUAAUAAAAGCUUUUGUUAAUUGGACUUUAUAUUCAUCAAUCAUUACAAAUUUUAAAAGAAAAAAUUAGACAUUUUGCAUUGUGUUCAAGCUAAAUUUUUGUCAUUAUUAAUAUUGAUAGAUUUCCUUCAGUGAAUAUGUAAGGCAGCUGUCCUUGUAUGUCAAGUCUUUAUAUAGCAAGACUUUUUGCAUUGUGUUCAAGACUUGAGACAUUUUGCAUUGUGUUCAAGCUAAAUUUUUGUCAUUAUUAAUAUUGAUAGAUUCCUUGUAUGUCAAGUCUUUAUAUAGCAAGCGUAAAGAAAAGGGUACAAGUACUUUGUGCAUUAUGUCACUUAGGCUGUAAUUCAUUUCUGAGAAUAUUUUGUUUUCAUUACCAAGUUGGUCUAUAAAUGCAUUUAAAGAUAUUUUGUGAAAUACCAUGACAUCAGCAUUUGCAUAUAUUCUACUUUUUACAUUGAUGUUUUUUAAUAUCCUUUUCAUUUCAUUUGUCUUCAAAUGUCUCAAAAUUAAACCUGUAUUUUUACUUUUUAAUAGUUUUGAAAUCAAGAAGCAUGUGUUAGGUUAUUUUAUUAAUGGGUCACUGACAAAAACAAAGUAAUUGAUUUCAUAACAAUACAAUCGCUAUGCUCAAAAAAGUGCCGGAAAUGUCAGGUAAAAGCAAAAAUCUGGAUCUGUAUACAUUCUAACAGUAUAAUAAUGUUUGUGUGUAAAUAUAAAAAAGUUCAACUUAACAUAUGACAAAUGCAUGCUGUAUUAUCGGAAUGAAUUUAUACUUACCAACACUCAGCCAUAUAACAGGUGACAGACAUGUGAUGGUAAAUCUUAAAAUCUCUAACCAUGUUUGUCUUGUGGGGAAAUAAAAAUUGCUACAAAAAUCAUUUAA